Penicillium coprophilum is the source of this 942-nucleotide messenger RNA. RefSeq lists its product as uncharacterized. The transcript has a single exon. The record is from RefSeq and is a predicted model, not a curated record. Lineage: Eukaryota; Fungi; Ascomycota; Eurotiomycetes; Eurotiales; Aspergillaceae. Bases 1 to 942 code for a protein of 313 amino acids.
AUGCAUCAGCUUGCGCCAAAGGAAUACCACGAGAUCUUGACACCUGACUACAGCCUCGGGUGUAAGAGACGGAUCCUCGACGGCACUUGGUAUCGCAGUCUGAAUGCCCCAAAUGUGGAGUUGACUACCCAGCCUCUGACAAGGGUCAACGCAAAGAGCGUGAUUCUUGGUCCGGGCCGCCACUAUCCUCCCCAAAACUCUGACGACGCAGAUGAGGUUAGGGAGAUACCCGCCGAUGUCAUCAUCCUGGCCAACGGCUUCGAAACCAACCAAUGGCUGCAUCCACUGAAGGUGAUUGGUAGGAAAGGCAAGGAUCUUGAAGAGGUAUGGGCGGAGCGUGGAGGUGCCCAGGCAUACCAGGGGAUUGCAAUGGAUUCUUUCCCGAACUUCUUCAUGCUUUUCGGCCCGAAUACAGCAACAGGGCAUACCAGUGUUAUCUUCGCGACAGAAAAUGCGGUAAACUACUCACUGAAUUUCAUCAAGCCGAUUUUGAAUGGUCAGGUAACCUCGUAUGAGGUCAAGGAGAAUGCUGAGCGUGAAUGGACUCGACAAGUACAGGAUGCACUCCAGAAAAGUGUAUUCCGUCGUGGGGCUUGCUCCAGUUGGUACAUCACUGCCGAUGGUUGGAACUCAACCACAUAUCCGUACGUUUUUCUCCUCUGGCGGUCUCUGGCUAUUACUGACAUGGCAUUCAGAUUCACUCAGAUUCACUAUUGGCUACGUUGCAAAUUCCCGGUGUGGCGGCAUUGGACUGCGAAACUCACAAGAAGGGGACGAACUUUGCGAGCUAUCCGGAAAACUAUUCAAGCUUCUGCUCUCCUUGGCCUUUUUGCGGGCAUUAGGUUCUUGCACCAAAACCCACAGCAGAAAACUCAGUUGGUGCAGUCAUUGCUGGCUGGGAAAGAGUGGCUGAUCUCCGCGGUUUUGCAAUUGAGGCACUGA